Molecule: messenger RNA, 2811 nt
Organism: Neospora caninum
Lineage: Eukaryota; Apicomplexa; Conoidasida; Eucoccidiorida; Sarcocystidae
Product: Ankyrin repeat-containing protein, related
Exons: 8
Coding region: 1-2811 (936 amino acids)
Source: RefSeq, a predicted model, not a curated record
AUGGCAUUCUUCGUCGGGGCCUCUCCGGGAAAGGAGGCAGGCAAAGACAAGCGCAGAGAGACGGCCGACGAAGAGCGCACGUCUCCCCCGAAUCUUGCCCCGACUGCGCCUUCGUCUUCUUCCGUGCAGGAUGCCCCGGACGGGAGUCGAGUGCCGCGAGAGGUCUCACCUCGGGAGAGAAGUCUCGUUUCUCUUCCUGGCUUUUCCUUCUUCCCUCCUGCCUUCUCGCUCCCCUGGGCUCAGAGAAUCUCACCCGGUGAAUCCGGUGAAGACAUCACCGAACGCGGGCAGACAAACGCAGUUUCCACUGCGCCGCUCUCCCACUCCCAGGGCGGUCCCGCUCCAGGAUCCCCGCAGCGCGCCGCGUCGGCGUCCCAGCGCUCGCGUCUCUCGUCUUCUAGAGCCCCGUCGUGCGUAGGCGCCGCUUCGUCUCUUCUUCCUCAGAACGGGAGAGCACGCGGACGAGAGGCGGCUGCGCCCACCGCGACUCCGUCCGACAGGGAGCGGCAGAAGGGAGAAGACGCGUCGAGGAUUGCUGACCGCGCAAACCCGAGAAGAGAGCGCGAAGCCGUUCGGCCUCAUUGGCCGUGCGCCGGCGCGCCGUACAGACACCAGGGUAGCCUAGGAGACUGCGAUGUUCCGUGUGAUUUAUCCGCUGAAGAAUCGGCAUGUCUGCCUGCGAAGCGAAGCAGUUCCAGCACGUCAAGACGAGAAAGCCUGGUGCAAGUCGCCGAGUCCUGUGUCACUGGCGAGACCGGCAAAACCGACAUCUCAAGGGUGGAAGAGUCAGCUCGGGAACGCGGUUCUUCCGGCGCUCCAUCUGGGCCCUCAGGUUCCACCUCGUCCUCUUCCACUGCUCGGGAGAAGCGAGAGACGCGAGAAAGAGGAAGCGACGGGUGCGCGACAGAGACGAGGGAGGCCGUCGCCGGAGUUUGCGGAAAUGUCGCACUGCCGGCGGGGCACCAAGAAGAAGAGGUCGUCAGAAGAGAGAAGAACGAGAAGAGAACAGACCACGGAGAGGCGGCCUCGUCGUUAACGCGCGAGAGAGAGACACGCGGUGAAGGAGAGUCUUCAGGAGAGAAACUCCCAGAAGCAACGGCGCAGAGAGCAGAGGGACAGAAACACAGCAAGGAAGGAGACACAGGAAAAGACUCCGCACUAGGCCUUUUUCGAAGCAACGUGGGUGAAGGAAAUCCAGUUGCGCACGACGCGCAUCUCAUGUCCUCGUCUGCCUCCUGUUCUCCCUCUUGUUCUUCCUCCUGUUCUCCCUCGCUCUCUCCUUUCUCUUUCGAGCUCUCAGCGGGCACAGUCGAAAGACAACCAGAAGAGGAAUUUGAUCGCUACGGCUUCCGGGUGAACGACGCCGAGAGGCUGAGCCUGAAACUCCGCGAAUAUUCGCUCAGGGUCCAGCCUGAGACGCGGGAGAGGGACGACACGUGGGCAGAGUUUGUGCACAGGGAUCCUUCCGUCUCGGAUCUUCGAACGCUAAAGCGGCUCGUUCGUCGCGGCAUUCCCGACUCUCUCAGGCAGGAAGUCUGGGCCCGAUGUCUCGGCAGCUGGACGCUGAGGGAGCAGCGUCCGGCUGUGUUUGAAGAGAUGGCUGAAGCGUCUGUGCCUCAGGACGUCGAGGAACAGAUCGAGCUCGACCUAUUCCGGACUUUCCCAAGCAACAGACGCUUUCGGAACGACGCGACUGGCAUUGCGGAUCUGCGGCGAGUUCUCCGGGCGUUCGCCGCAUAUAAGCCGAAGAUCAACUAUUGCCAGUCGAUGAACUUUCUGGCCGCAACUUUGCUGCUCUUCAUGCCGCCCGACCUCGCGUUCUGGUCACUCGUUCAACUCGUCGAUUCGGAUGUGACCGGGAAGGGAAUGAAGCUGGCCGGCUACUACACUGCAGGCAUGGUUGCGCUCCGCAGAGACCUGAAAGUCCUCUCACUUCUCCUCGCGAAGAAACUCCCGCGAGUGACACGAACGCUGAGCUCGGUUCCGAUCUACACGACUUUCCGCAUUUGGGAUUCUCUCGUUUUGGAGGGUCAGAAAAUUCUAUUCCGAAUCGCGCUGGCCAUUUUUCGCAUGCAUGAACGAGAAAUUGUUGCCCUGACAUCGCUCGAGGAGGUGAUGACUUUCUGGCGGGGGAUGCUUCGCCACCUGGUUUCCCGAAACGAGUUGAUGACGGUGGCGUUCACUCGGAUCGGGAGUCUGUCCCGGCGGGAGCUGAGACGCCUCCAAGCGCGCGCUUUGCCCCUCGUCGAGGCUGAGAAUCGCGCCUACGAGGCUCGACGGUCGGCGCGUCUGCAUGGUUCGCUCGGCUCUGUUCCGCGCGACUGCUCCCACGCGGCUCCGCCGACCCGGAGCGAAGGUCCGCUUGAGCGCUCGCCUCCGUUCGAACGUCCCCGCUUCUUCCCGUUCUGGCGGCGCUGGAGCCUCUUCGACCGCCUCGGCGCGGACCGCGGCAGUCCCCGCGUUCUCCAUUUGACGCCCGUGAAGAGGCGCGUCGCGGGGCGUUCCCUCUCGGACGGCGGUCCCUCAGGGUCGGGGAAGAAGCGCGCGAGUGUCGCCGCUGCGGACGUGGAGUCUCUGCGGAUCGGGAAGCGAUUCUUCCACCGUGCGAGAAAGGUCGAGGUGAGCAGCACAGGGAACGCCCCGUCGCGUAAAAAGAGUUCCGAGACGAGACGCCCUCGGUGGACUCUCCGCAGGCCGGCGAGCGCCAAGAGCGAGCGGGAGCGGGCCGGAGAAGAAGAGCCCCAGGCACUGGGAGACGCGACGAGACGCGUCACAACGGCCAGAUUCCAGAGAAGAUGCACUGCCGGAUAG